Molecule: messenger RNA, 2990 nt
Organism: Penaeus indicus
Lineage: Eukaryota; Metazoa; Arthropoda; Malacostraca; Decapoda; Penaeidae
Product: lysosomal acid glucosylceramidase-like
Exons: 12
Coding region: 312-1898 (528 amino acids)
Biological process (GO): glucosylceramide catabolic process
Molecular function (GO): glucosylceramidase activity
Source: RefSeq, a predicted model, not a curated record
CAUGCCCCCUGCCCCUAAUAAUGCCCCCUGCCCCUAAUAAUGCCCCCUGCGCCUUGUCCUUUGCUAAAAAAUCUUAUCACGGACUAGCAUGCCUUGACAUCACGUAUUUUUCCACUCGAGAUACUGAUAUCCACCGGGCAUCGUGACGUGCAACUCUCGGAGAAAAACAUUAGAUUGAUAUAGAUCCAGGGGAUAUAGACUAGACAAUAGUCUAAAAAAAACUAUAAAAGAAGAAAGAAGAAGAAGAAGAAGAAGAAGAAGAAGAUUAGAUUGCCGCGGACGCAACGGGAGGAACCUUAGGCCUCUCGGAUAUGGCACGUCUCUGGAAUGCUGUUAUUGCGGUGAUUGUGGCUGUUAUUGCAGGUCGAGGUCUAGCUGCUGGAGGAGAAUGCAAGAGCCGUAACUUUGGCCAUGGAAGUGUCGUGUGUGUGUGCGACGCUUCACACUGCGACGAACUAGCCCCAAUCAAGCCAGAAAGACCAGGGGAAGCGCUUAUAGUCACGUCAAGCAAGUUAGGUGCGAGAUGGAGGAUGGAAUACAAAUCAUUUUCCGACUUCAGCAACGAGAUAAAUUCGUCUGGUCCUGUUCUUGAACUUGAAGUAAACAGUAAUGUGCUUUACCAAGAAAUCAUUGGCUUUGGAGGUGCGUUCACUGAUGCUGCUGGUCUCAACAUCCUCUCUCUCCCAGAUGCCUUGCAAGAUGAGGUCCUCAGAGCAUAUUACUCUAAUACUGGCCUUGAGUACUCAAUGGGACGGGUUCCAAUAGGUGGAACGGAUUUCAGCACUCGUCCAUAUACUUAUGAUGACCUAAAACCUGGAGAAACAGACCCCUCUUUGGCAAAGUUUGCAUUAGCUCCAGAGGACCUGAACUAUAAGAUACCACUAAUUCAAAGGGCGGCAAAGAUCUCCAAAAAGCCAAUCAAACUGUUUGGCUCUGCCUGGGGGGCUCCGGCGUGGAUGAAGAACAAUGGCAAGAUUUGGGGUAAAGGGAAGCUGAAUACCAGUGCAUAUACAACAUGGGCUAAUUACCAUGUCAAAUUUCUGGAGAGUUAUGCAAAACACAACAUCAGUUUUUGGGGCUUGACUACUCAGAACGAACCAACUGAUGGCCUUGUCAAGGAUUUUCAGUUCAAUGCUAUUGGUUGGACCCCACAGGAACAGGCAGAAUGGAUAGGAAAACAUCUUGGUCCUACCCUGAAGAACCACAGUUUAUCCUCUGUCAAGAUCAUGAUAAUGGAUGACAACCGACUGCUCUUACCCAAGUGGGUAGAAGAUGUAAUGGCAGAUAAAGAGGCACAGUCCUACGUCUCUGGUGUUGGCAUUCAUUGGUACUUGGAUUUCGUAACUCCAGCCGUGGCCCUUGAUCUCACACAUGAACGAUUCCCUGACUUGUUUUUGCUCUAUACUGAGGCUUGUACAGGUCAGUGGCCAUGGCAACCACUUAAAGUUGUCUUAGGGUCGUGGGUGCGGGCAGAAGACUAUGCAUCUGACAUCAUUGAGAACCUCAAACAUUGGGUAUCAGGCUGGACUGAUUGGAACCUGGCGCUGGAUGUCAAGGGAGGACCUAACUGGGCAAAAAAUAAUGUUGACUCACCCAUUAUUGUCAAUGCUCCACGCAAGGAAUUCUACAAGCAACCAAUGUAUUAUGCACUGGCCCAUUUCACAAAGGCUUUGCCAGAAGGAAGCCGUCGAAUCGAUCUCGGUGCCACAAUGCUCUCUGACUCUGUGUCUCUUCCUGUGUAUAGUGUAGCCUUUGCUCAGCCAGACAACACCAUAGUGCUUUUCGUUGUUAAUCGAUAUCACAGUCAGGUCCAAAUGAGGAUUAAAGACAACAUGCUGGGGCAGUUUGACAUGUAUGUGGAUGCACAUACUAUCAUGACAAUUGCUUGGAACAAAUAGCUGUUUGUGGCAUUUAAGACAUGUUUAUGUAUUUUUCCACAGUAUUAAUGGGGUCUUAAGGUAAUAUCAAAAUAAGCUAUCAUCUUACUGGUGCUGAAAAUUAAGCAUAGAUAAGUGAUUAACCUGUUGGAUCGUGGCAUGCAUGUGGCCCAAAAUCCAGGUAUUAGGCUUACUUGAGUGGCGACUUUCCUAGGCUUUUGGCUUGUUGACUCAUGCUCAGUAUUAUGACUCCUUGCCUCCACUUAGCAAUGGUAUUAGCCCAUUUUCUGAGAUCUAUAUUUGUCAUUUGUUAUGCUGUAUCAUGAUGAUAAUAGACUGUUUUAUUUUAAGUUAGCAGACACCAUAUUAUCUAUCCAGGUUGUUUACACUGUGCAAUAACAACAACAAUAAGUAGCAUUGUGUUAUUUUCUAUAUAUUAGUAUUCUUAAAUUUUCUGUAAUACAUCCUACACUACUGUAAUCUUAGGCGGGAAUAGGUUCCUGCAUGUGGAUGGACAUAAUGUCCUUUCAGGACAUAUUUGAUGGCUAGUGAACGUCAUCCUCAUGCACUUAUGCAAAUCUUGCAGGAGCUCGCAAGCAAGCCCCAUUCCAAAGACCCACUGACUAAAUUUCAGUUAUUUUGUGUGCUCAUGAUGAGGCUUCCCCAUCCCAUGACAUAUGGCAACAAAUUACUGUGAUUAAAUGUUUCUGUCAGCAGCCCCUUGGCCAAUUUUUUUCCAUGACAAGACAUACCGGUCACAUGUCCCUUGCCCAAAUUUUUUCUUGACAUCACCUAGAUCCAACAGGUUAAGUGACAAGUUUUUGUUGUGAGGUGUAAAAGAGUUAGCUUUUAAUUUAGGGGUUAUUGUCUGACGUGUAAUCAGUCUUUCAUGUGGAAGAAAGGAAAGGUACCUUCCCUUUCUUCACAUUAUCCUGUGAUAGGAAGAUUAGCAACAUUCCUGUUUGUUCGUUUUUUUUCUCCUUCAGCUUUAGAUUUUCCUUUUUAUCCCUUUUCUUCAUCAUCAUCCCUUUUCUUCCUCAUCAUCCCUUCUCUUCUUCUUCUUCUUCUUCUUCUUCUUCUUCUUCUUCUUCUUCUCCUUCUUCUCCUUCUUCU